UGCUUCUGCCAAGAUGAGGUCACAGAUGAUUACAUUGGCGAGAACACCACAGUGGACUAUACCCUGUAUGAGUCGGUGUGCUUCAAAAAAGACGUGCGGAACUUUAAGGCCUGGUUCCUCCCUCUCAUGUAUUCAGUCAUUUGCUUCGUGGGCCUGAUGGGCAAUGGGCUGGUGGUGUUGACAUACAUCUAUUUCAAGAGGCUCAAGACCAUGACAGACACCUACCUGCUCAACCUGGCCGUGGCCGACAUCCUCUUCCUCCUGGUCCUCCCCUUCUGGGCCUAUAGCGCAGCCAAGUCCUGGAUCUUUGGUGUCUACCUGUGCAAGGGUAUCUUUGGUAUCUAUAAAAUCAGCUUCUUCAGCGGCAUGCUGCUGCUCCUGUGCAUCAGCAUCGACCGCUAUGUGGCCAUCGUCCAGGCUGUGUCAGCCCACCGCCACCGGGCCCGGGUGCUUCUCAUCAGCAAGCUGUCCUGUGCUUGUAUCUGGAUGUUGGCCUUAUUGCUUUCCACCCCAGAGCUGCUCUACAGCGGCCUCCAGAAGAGCGUCAGUGAGGACACGUGGAGAUGCUCACUCAUCCCUGACCAUGUGGAAACCGUGAUCACCAUCCAAGUGGCCCAGAUGGCUAUUGGAUUUGUCGUGCCUCUGGUGGUCAUGAGUUUCUGCUACCUUGUCAUCAUCCGCACCCUGCUCCAGGCACGCAACUUCGAGCGGAACAAGGCCAUCAAGGUGAUCAUUGCUGUAGUGGUGGUCUUCAUAGUCUUCCAGCUGCCCUACAACGGGGUGGUCCUGGCCAAGACAGUGGCCAAUUUCAACAUCACCAACAGCAGCUGCGAGCUCAGCAAGCAGCUCGACAUCGCCUACGACGUCACCUACAGCCUGGCCUGUGUCCGCUGCUGCGUCAACCCUUUCUUGUACGCCUUCAUCGGCGUCAAGUUCCGCAGUGACCUCUUCAAGCUCUUCAAAGACUUGGGCUGCCUCAGCCAGGAGCAGCUCCGGCAGUGGUCCUCCUGCAGGCACGUGCGGCACACUUCCAUGAGCAUGGAGGCCGAGACCACCACCACCUUCUCCCCAUAGGUGGCUUCCCUGCCUGGACUACAAGGACCUCUCCCAGGAGCCCUAAGGUGGGCACUGGAAACAUAUGUAAGGACUCAGAACCCACCAAAGAGCUGCUGAGGGAAGAGCAGUUCUGGCCAGUCAGGUUGACCUCGGGGCCUAAGAAACCACUUAACCCAACCCACGCUACCUCAACCGAGGCCAGAAGAGACAUGGCUGAGAAAUUAAUAACCCGAGCCAGGACAGCUGUGCCCAAACUGACAGACAAAAGUGAAAGUUGAGAGGCCAUCAUACCUUCUGGGGUGAAGGGUGUGGGGCUGGUGAGCACCCUGGCGGUGGAAGCAGGCUGCUGAGACCUCUGCGUGAACCCUCUUCUAGCCUAGCGAGAUGUUCCACAGAACCAAGGACAGAGGUCACAUAUUCCAGAAACCCAGGUUUCUGUCUCCAAAACCAAGAUGGCGGAAUCACACCCUGGCUUGUGGAGGAAGGGGAGCCGUGGACUGGUCUAAUUAACUCUGACUUAACUCCCUUCUUCCAUCCUCCUUCUCGGCUGUCAUCCAGCCAGCAAGAGAUGGCAGUCUCCAUGCUCCCUCCCUUCUGCCCCUCCUCAGCUCUCCCCAGGGAAGGGGUGGUGUUUCCUGCAGGCCAGGCUGCAUCAUCAGCCUACCGCAGUCCCAGCUGGGGCUCUGGAUGGCCAUGGCAAGUGGUCACUGUCCUCUGGGAUGGGCGGAAAAGGCGGGGAGAAAGGUCAGGAGGAUGAAGAAAGGUGCCCCUGCCGGCUGACGAAAGCCAGCAAGCUGCUGCUUUAUUCUCUGUCAGCAACAGAAACCUCUCCUCAUGUUCUGCUUUCGAUUUAUAAGAGCACACAUUUUACUCAGAC
Molecule: messenger RNA, 1933 nt
Organism: Peromyscus eremicus (cactus mouse)
Lineage: Eukaryota; Metazoa; Chordata; Mammalia; Rodentia; Cricetidae
Gene: Ccr7
Product: C-C motif chemokine receptor 7
Exons: 1
Coding region: 127-1074 (315 amino acids)
Biological process (GO): chemotaxis; G protein-coupled receptor signaling pathway; inflammatory response
Cellular component (GO): membrane
Molecular function (GO): chemokine (C-C motif) ligand 21 binding; C-C motif chemokine 19 receptor activity; chemokine (C-C motif) ligand 19 binding
Source: RefSeq, a predicted model, not a curated record